GUUUUAUUUUUACCGGGUCGCCUUGAAUGUUGCACCGCCAAGUUUUCAAUGAGAAGACGGAAUAGUUUUCGUUUUCAAUUUCGUUUUGUUUACAUCCAGAAUCUUGAGCUAAGAUGGAUUUAAAAUUGUUGGUUUUAGUGGGUAGUUUAGUUUAUUUCUUAGAUGCUUUACCUGUGAUAAUAGAAAUAGAAAAUUUCAUAGAUGACUGGAACUACCAAAUAGAGCCUAACAGCGUUCCACUGUUAAAUAGUACAGGGAAAAGACACGUAUUGCCCACAACCAGGGUAAUCAUAAAUGAAACACAUCAUAUUCAAAAAAUAAAACCCAGAAGGUCAAAAGCCGUAGGAAAUGUGGUGAAGUCCAAAAUAUCGUGUAGCUCAUGUAAAAUAGGUGCAAAUCUGUUGUUAAACGAAGUAAACAGAGGCUCGGAAUUCGAAGUCAUCAAACAAAAAUUUGUCGGCAUCUGUUCCGGCUUAAGACUGGAAAGUACCAAGGUCUGUACCGGAGUUUUCGAUGUUUACGGACCUCAUGUGGUACCGGUACUUCAAACAGUCAAAUUGGAGCCUUUGGAGAUUUGCAGUUUAUUGCUAGGCGAACCUUGCGGCGAUGUUUCCAUUCCUAAGCACGAGUGGACUGUACAAUUGCCAGAAACCCCAAAGCCAGAUGUUACCAGUUCCCCCAUACCAGAGCCAGGUAUGCCAACCUUUAAGGUCCUGCAUCUGUCCGACACCCAUUUUGAUCCUGAAUACGUAGCAGGCUCUCCUGCGAACUGCGAGGAACCGCUAUGUUGCAGGAUUGACAGCACACCAUCGACAAAAGAAGCGAUCAUUCCAGCAGGAUUAUGGGGUUCGUACCAGAAAUGUGACUCACCCGGUAAUAUUAUCACGAAUAUGCUUAAACAUAUUGCACAACAACACCCUGAUAUAGAUUUUAUAAUUUGGACUGGAGAUUUACCGCCUCAUGAUGUAUGGAAUACUACUAGAACGGGAAAUUUGGAUAUAAUAAAAAAAAUGUCACAAGAAAUGUUUGAUACUUUCCCCAAUACACCUAUUUUUCCUGCUUUGGGUAACCAUGAGUCAAGCCCUGCAGGAAGUUUUGCUCCACCAUGGAUGAAGGAUGAAACCCAUGGAAUAAGCUGGCUAUACGGUCAAAUCCAAGACCAAUGGAAAAAAUGGCUGCCAUCCUCCUCGGAAAAUACACUUCUGCAUGGAGGGUUCUACUCGGUUUUGUUGACGCCCGGUUUUAGGUUGAUUUCGUUAAAUAAUAAUUACUGUCAUACACUGAGUUGGUGGCUAUUAGUGAAUAGUACAGAUCCAGCUUCAGAGUUGACUUGGUUGGUAUAUGAGCUGGAACAAGCUGAAAUAAAAGGAGAAAAAGUACACAUUAUAGGACACAUUCCUCCUGGAAGCUCCGACUGCAUGAAAGUCUGGUCCAAGAACUACAACGUGAUCGUGAACCGUUUCGAAAACACCAUCGUGGCUCAAUAUUACGGCCACAGUCACGCGGACGAGUUCGAAGUUUUCUACGAAAUGCCGAAAAACAGUAGGGCUACAAGUGUCGCCUAUUUGGGACCGUCGGUUACCACCUACGAAAAUUAUAAUCCUGCCUACAGGAUUUAUUAUGUAGAUGCUAAUGAUACAAGGGUAAGUUCGAAAAGUAAUGGAUAAAUUAAUUUUUAACAUUAAAAGAUAUCCCAUCUACAACUACUAUUAAACGAAAUUUAGGUAAGGCGAGUUUCUUAUAUGUUGUGGUGGUGGUUUGUAAUUUGUGGUUAUGGUAGUUUAAAAAGUAUAGGUACCAAAAAUAAUCGGUCCCUUGUUAACUGAUCAGUCCAUAAACCAUUUUUAGAACUAUGUUCCACUUUUAUAGGAAGUUAUGGACCACGAAACAUGGACCUUCGACUUGGACGAAGCCAACAGAGAAAAUUCCGAACCAAAAUGGUAUAGACUUUACUCGGCUAAAAGUGCAUACGGAAUGGAAUCCCUUAGAGCCUCAGAAUGGUCCAAAUUAAUUGAAAAUAUGAUCGAAAACGAAGAUUUAUUUGACUACUUUUAUAAAAAUUAUUACAGAGAUAGCCCAACGAAGCCCGGUUGCGAUCAAGACUGUAAACUACAACUAUUAUGUGACCUUAGAACAGGAAGAUCGCAAAGCAGAGAAGAACUUUGUCAUGAUUUAGAAUAUGAUUUUAGAUUGUAAGUGUAAAAAUAAAA
Molecule: messenger RNA, 2210 nt
Organism: Brassicogethes aeneus
Lineage: Eukaryota; Metazoa; Arthropoda; Insecta; Coleoptera; Nitidulidae
Source: the annotation of a GenBank genome assembly